Malus domestica (apple) is the source of this 1517-nucleotide messenger RNA. RefSeq names its product DNA repair protein RAD51 homolog 4. Gene Ontology annotation, biological process: DNA strand invasion; double-strand break repair via homologous recombination; reciprocal meiotic recombination. Gene Ontology annotation, molecular function: ATP-dependent DNA damage sensor activity; ATP binding; four-way junction DNA binding. NCBI's taxonomy places the organism in Eukaryota, Viridiplantae, Streptophyta, Magnoliopsida, Rosales, Rosaceae. The record is from RefSeq and is a predicted model, not a curated record. Gene Ontology annotation, cellular component: Rad51B-Rad51C-Rad51D-XRCC2 complex; replication fork; centrosome.
UAAUAUUUACAAGUGCAAUUCAAAUUAUACAACGCAGCUACAGUUACGGUGCUGAAAGGCGUUUCUAUUGCUCCCAUUCCCUCUUCAAACAAAAUAACUUGUCUCUGCGUUUCCGUGAAAGCUAAAAACAAAUCGACAGUGAGAAACUCGGUCGGAUUAAUAAGCCAAUUGGAAAAGCGCUUUUUCAAAAAGCACGGCGCCACUCGAAUUGCGAAAGAAAUGGCACCCUUGAAAUCUCUGGAGGCAGAGCACCCAGUAAUCGACUCCAAUUUCCAGACCUUUUGCGCCUCCCAUGGCAUCUUCUCAGUGGAAGAAUUCCUCAUUCAUGACCUCGAUGAAUUAGCAGGUGCUGCUCAGCAACAUCCCACAUGUGAAAAGCUAAAGCAGCAGGGAAUCACUGAGGUCCUCUCUACCAUUGAUUCUCAGCACCAGCCAUGGUUGAAUGGUAUGGAGCUUUUAGAUGAUGUUUUGCAUAACAAACAUGUAUUAUCAACUGGGUGUGAAGGGAUUGAUUUGUUACUCGGAGGCGGAUUGCGUGAGGGACAGGUAACUGAACUUGUUGGUCCGUCUACCUCUGGUAAAACCCAAGUUUGCCUACUAUCUGCUGCAAAUGUUGCAACGAAGCACAUGGGUACUGUUGUCUACCUGGACACAGGAAACUCGUUCUCACCUGAACGAAUUGUGCAUUUUGUUGGUGAUAUCUCUAACCAUGCCUUUGAUCAGGCUGGACAAAGAGUUUUUCAGAAAGUAAUGAACAACAUUUUAUGCCAUCAUGUGUUUGACAUUUUUACAAUGUUCAAUCUCUUACACCAGCUAGAGUUCAGUUUGCCAUCUCAGUUCCAGAUGCAGAAAGGAGAGCAGGUGCGGUUGCUUAUUGUUGAUUCGAUCUCUUCACUAAUCACCCCGAUUCUUGGGAACAGUGGUUCACAGGGUAUAUAUCAUUGGCGUGCUUUGAUGAUAUCUGCUGGAUAUCUGUUAAAGAAGUUAGCACACGAGCAUAAUCUUGCAGUACUGGUGACCAAUCACACGGUGGGUGGGGAGAAAGGUAUUCCAAAACCAGCUCUUGGACAGACCUGGAAGAGCAUUCCACAUGUGAGGCUUCUGCUUUCCGGUGAUCAGGGAAAUAGUACCCGGACUAUUUCUGUGCUAAGACACUCAUCUAUGGCUUCUGGCAAGUCUACAAGGUUUACAAUUUAGGAGUGCACGGUAGAUUUAACUUAUACUUGCCGCUCCUACACGAAAAGGUAGGAAGAGUGGAUCAUGUAGAUAACUGAAGGUGCUCUAUACGAAGAUACUGUUAACAAAUUUAAGAAGAGUGCUUUCUUUAUAAGUUCGAGAUUCUGAGAUUUGGGAUAGAUUUCUUCAGAUUGCAAUUUUUUACUGACUACAGGGAAAUAGAUAUAAGUUUAUUAUCUUUUGUGUGUACUUUAGCAGUUUAUGGUGUUUGUGAAGUUAAAGGAACUAGUCACCAACAUUUUGUUUGAAUGAGAAAAUUACAUUAUGUAUUUUUCGGUUUA